AAUAAACGACACCCGUCCGUCCUCCAAUAUGUCUGCAUCGUCAUCAAAUCCAGAAACCUUUCCUGUUGCAGCUGUAGCAGGUGGUAUCGGCGGCAUCGUGCUGAUUGCUGUGGUGGUCGUUGCCGUUGUCGUUUUAGUUAAAAGAAAGAGACGCAAGAAAAACCAAGAAUCAAACGACGAUGGAGACUACAUCAACGUGGACGCGGAUGCUUACAGAAACCAGAACACCAAAUCAUCUGGCAGACAUCCAGGAGUUUUAACAGAUCAAAACCAGACUGGCAACCAGACGAUUCGCUCACCAUCAGACGACUAUGCAUCUAUUGAUGACGAAGCUGGCGGCACUACUCGGAAACCGCAGGUCGCCCUAAAACCAAACCUGCCUAACACAAGCAGGCAUGUUAACCUUCAACCAGAACCUGACCAAGAUGACGUGUCAAACAUGCACGCCAAGGUUACCAAGAAGAAGAAGCCAAUCAAAUCCGCGAAGGGACAUGAUUUACCUGUUAAGUUUGACAAUGAGCUGUAUUCUAUGGUUAAUAAAACAAAAAAGACGAAACCAUCUUUGAAGUCUAAACCUUCUGGUGAUGUGUACGCCGUGGUAAACAAACAGAAGAAAUCCGGAGGGAAGAGUUCGGAAUCCAAAGGUCAAGAUCCUGAGUCUGAGGUAACCGGUGAUGUCUACACUGAAGUUCGGAAACCGAACAAGUCUGGCAAUAAUCCGAACAUCCCUAAGGUUUCACCAGGACUCAUUUAUACUGAGGUGGAAUUUGCUGAAAACACAGACGAAGCACAGGGAGCCACAAGAGGGGAUGAGAAGACAGACUCAGUUGCAACAGUGGAGGAUCGUGUUCUGUAUUCUAAAGUUUGUUGA
Gigantopelta aegis is the source of this 871-nucleotide messenger RNA. RefSeq lists its product as uncharacterized. The record is from RefSeq and is a predicted model, not a curated record. Bases 29 to 871 code for a protein of 280 amino acids. The transcript has 3 exons. NCBI's taxonomy places the organism in Eukaryota, Metazoa, Mollusca, Gastropoda, Neomphalida, Peltospiridae.